CCGGCCACCACACAAGGACAGCUUCGCUUCCCGACUGUUUUGGCGGCAAAAUCCGAAGUCUAAUAGUAGCCAACUAGGGUUUCUCUCACUUUCGAUCGAGCAACGUACAAUUGUUAGAUGGGGUUUCUACUCUGAACUGCUCAAUUCGUUCAAUUAGGGGCUUCAAUGGAAGCGGCAGAAACUCCAGCCGAUUCUCCAACCGCGAUCAAACCUAUAAACAAAGGCGCGGUCCACAGAAUCUGCGCCGGCCAAGUGAUUCUGGACCUCACGUCCGCGGUGAAAGAAUUGGUGGAGAACAGCUUGGAUGCCGGCGCCACCAGCAUCGAAAUCGCUCUGAAAGAGUACGGUGAAGAGUGGUUCCGGGUCAUCGACAACGGCUUCGGUAUUUCGCCCAAUAACUUCAAGGUUCUUGCGCUCAAGCAUCACACAUCAAAAUUAUCUGAUUUUCCUGAUCUUCAGUCAUUGACCACGUUUGGAUUCAGGGGGGAGGCAUUGAGUUCACUCUGCGCUUUAGGGGAUUUGACUGUGGAGACUAGGACGAAGAAUGAGUCAGUUGCGACGCAUUUGACUUAUGACCAUUCUGGUUUACUGGUAGAUGAAAAGAAAACAGCACGUCAAAUUGGUACCACAGUUGCUGUUAAGAAGUUGUUCUCGAAUUUACCAGUGCGAAGCAAAGAAUUCAGGCGCAAUAUUCGCAAGGAAUAUGGGAAGCUUAUUUCAUUAGUGAAUGCAUAUGCCUUAAUUGCAAAAGGAGUCCGGUUAGUCUGCACCAACACAACAGGGAAAAAUGUAAAGUCUGUGGUAAUUAAAACACAAGGAAGUGAUUCUCUUAAAGAUAACAUCAUUACAGUAUUUGGCAUGAACAUCUUCAGCUGCUUGGAGCCUGUGAAUAUAUGUAUAUCAGACAAUUGCAAAGUUGAUGGCUUCCUUUCCAAGCCAGGACAGGGUAGUGGACGCAACUUAGGAGAUAGACAAUUCUUUUUUGUAAAUGGUCGACCAGUGGAUAUGCCUAAGGUCAGCAAGCUGGUAAAUGAGUUGUAUAAAGGUGCAAACUCCCGGCAAUAUCCAAUUGCAAUCAUGAACUUUACUGUCCCAAGAAGAGCAUGUGAUGUCAAUGUAACUCCUAAUAAAAGGAAAAUAUUUUUUUCUGAUGAAAGCUCCAUAUUGGUUGCCCUGAGGGAGGCUUUACAACAGAUAUAUUCCCCAAGUAAUGCCUGUUACUCUGUUAAUAAAGUUGAGGAGCAUACUGAGGAAGGACGUGAGUUGUGUUCUCCUCAUGAGAAAUCUCCUUUGUUGUUAAAACAAUUAUCUUCAGAUGGCAGUGAUAUAGAAGUAAUUGAGGAGCACAUUAUGGAGGGUGGAACUCCUCUCAGAACUGAUGAAAACGCACAGCAGCAAUUGCAUGAUCUAGAAGGAUCAAUCAAAAAUACUACUGACAAAUUAAUGGAGAAAAAUUUCACUCUCAGAGUACAUGGCACUAAGAAGGCUGAUAACAGUAGGCAAUUGACUGGUCGCCUCGAUAAUGAUACAAUCGAUCAAAUUGCUUCCUCCCCUUCACGAGCAGUUGACAAUGGAAUUACUGCAAAUACAGAUUCACGAAGUCGUACAAGCUGUGUUCAAUCCUCACUUAACAAAUUUGUAACUGUUAAUAAAAGAAAGCAUGAAAAUAUUAGUACAAUGCUAUCUGAAAUGCCUAUCCUUAGAAAUCAAACUCUUUCUUGUCAUUUAAAGAAUAGUGAUUCUGAAAGGCAUGAUGCAGUUUCAAGAUACCCAACAAGCAAUGACCAGGUUGAUAGUUCUGAUAUAAUGAAUGAGAAUGAACCUUCAAGGUAUCUUAGAGCAGACAGGAUCAUCAAUGAAAUUGGAAAUCCACUUUCUUCUAGAGGCAGUCCUAAUGAUGGAGAACCCAGAAAGGAACCAGAGGAUCAAGAGAAAGUGGUGCCUUCUUCUACUACAGCCUCAGUUGCUUCAUCUAGCAAGGAUCUCAAAAAUACACCAGAAUAUCUUUCAGUUUCUGCUUCUUUGAAUUCUUCUGGUCCCAUACUAGAUGCUCCAAGGCCUUCUUCUGGUCUGCAGAGAUGUUCCACCUUGCAAUUUAGUUUUCAAGAUUUGAAGACAAAGAGGCAGCAGAGGCUGUCCAGAUUGCAAUUUACUGGUUAUAAACAUGGAAAUGUGAAGAUGAAAAGGUGCUAUGCCGCUGCAACUUUGGAGCUUUCUCAACUGGAUAAUGAGGAGCGCAAGGCAAAGGCUUUAGCUGCAGCUACUACUGAGUUGGAAAGACUUUUCAGAAAGAUGGACUUUGGUAGAAUGAAGGUAAUUGGGCAAUUCAACCUGGGGUUUAUCAUUGGGAAGUUAGAUCAAGAUCUAUUUAUCGUGGAUCAGCAUGCUGCUGAUGAGAAAUUCAAUUUUGAGCAUCUUUGUCAAUCAACUAUCUUGAACCAACAGCCUUUGCUCCGGCCACUGAGGUUGGAGUUGUCUCCUGAAGAAGAAGUGGUUGCUUCAAUGCAUAUGGACAUAAUUAGGAAGAAUGGCUUUACUUUGGAAGAGGAUCCAUAUGCUCCACCUGGGCAACAUUUUAGAUUAAAAGCUGUCCCGUUCAGUAAAAACAUUACUUUUGGAGUUGAAGAUGUCAAGGAUCUGAUUUCUACUCUUGCCGAUAGCCAAGGGGAAUGCUCAAUAAUCGGUAGUUACAAAACAGACACUUCUGACUCUGUAUGCCCAACCAGAGUUCGUGCAAUGCUGGCUUCACGUGCAUGCAGGUCGUCUGUUAUGAUUGGAGAUGCGCUAGGAAGAAAUGAGAUGCAGAAGAUACUCGAGCAUUUGGCAGACCUGAAUUCUCCUUGGAAUUGUCCGCAUGGCAGGCCAACCAUGCGUCAUUUGGUUGACUUGACAACCAUUUACAAAAAAUCAGAAGAAAAUGAUGUGAACUCUUGAUGGAUCUGUCCUUGAAUAUACACCGGCCGGGGAUUUAUUGAACGUAUUAUCCGUAACUUUAUGUAACUUUAUAAAUCCAUGUAAAGAUACUGCAUUCACCUAUAUUCAGGAACUCCAUGUAUAUAAUUUUGGGGGCUGGAUUUCUGGAUUCUCUAUUAAUUAUCAAUUAGUUUACUCUGGAAGAUAAAUUUUAAACC
This is a messenger RNA of Corylus avellana, 3131 nucleotides long. It is a transcript of the gene PMS1, whose product is annotated as DNA mismatch repair protein. Gene Ontology annotation, cellular component: MutLalpha complex. The record is from RefSeq and is a predicted model, not a curated record. Gene Ontology annotation, biological process: mismatch repair. Lineage: Eukaryota; Viridiplantae; Streptophyta; Magnoliopsida; Fagales; Betulaceae. Gene Ontology annotation, molecular function: ATP hydrolysis activity; mismatched DNA binding; ATP-dependent DNA damage sensor activity.